Cherax quadricarinatus is the source of this 969-nucleotide messenger RNA. The record is from RefSeq and is a predicted model, not a curated record. Lineage: Eukaryota; Metazoa; Arthropoda; Malacostraca; Decapoda; Parastacidae.
GCGGACACCUGGUGAACGCCUGGUAGCGGACAUAUGGUGAACGCCUGGUAGCGGACAUAUUUAAGAACACACUAUUCAGAACAAGGUCAGCUAGCAGAACAAUAUACUAAGCUCAGCAUGGGAGUCGUAAGUAGCAGACACCAGAUGAGUCCAUGGCAGCGAUGGCACCAGGCUGUACGGGAAGCUGGUGUAGCUGUAAUGUUACACGUCACAGCCUCUCUCUAUGUAGGUGGCCACCUGCGACCAGACAUCUUCUUCAAGAGCAUACAGGAACUUGGACUGGAAAAAUACAAUGCUGUAUUUAAUAAGAUACAGCAGAAGACCAUAGCGAAGUCGGGACCAGCAGGGAACUAUGACAUCGCUGAAGCGGCAUUGAAUGAAGACUUUGACAUUACUUUGCACUUCCGUCUGCAGCAGCAUGUGUGUGGCUUGGCCCCACUAAAUUCGCAUCCAUGGUACAAUAAGAGAGAACUGGAAAAUAAACUCUAUCGCUUAAAUAAACUUCGGAAUGAGGUGAGUCAUCGUACUGUGGAAAUUACAGAGGAUCAACUGGAUGAAAAAUUGCGUGGCUUGCAAGAAUUGCUCUUUUCCAUUCUAGAUCAUGUUGACUUUCUCAUAGACGAUAAUUGUCUCAGUGUUAGGGCUCGGGUCAUUGAAAUUAUUCAGGGUUUGAGUGAAGAAUCAUCAAUGGAUGAGUGUUGUGUUUAAGACCCCAGCCAGCCUUGUAUAUUACCCUCACCAGGUGAAGAAUAUUGUGCUUAACACUCUGCCAACCUCAUACAUUUCCUUCAACAUUAAUUUACUAUAUUAAUAUAAAACUUUUUAUCAGAAUGCAUUUUUAUAAUUUACUUACUGUUGCUCAAGAUAUGUUUCCUCUAAUGGUUAAAAAAAUUCCUCAUCGCUUUGUAAUUAGUGUCAUGUUUCAGUAAUUAUUUUUAAUUGGUUACUUAGUAUAGUAAUACUAAUUGA